CCUGUGAUUCCGAGGGACACGGCGGUCGUCGGCGCCGGGGCCCCGCCUGCCAAGGCAGGUCGCGAGGGGGCGGCGCGUCCCUCCCGGCGUCCACACCGUCUCAAAUCGACAGUGGGGUCAGUCCCAUCGCAACCGCGUGAUCGCAGGCCUUGGGGAGGCGGGGAAACUCCGGGAGGUGGAGUUCCUCAGCCAGCAACCCCGCACCCAGCCCAGAGCCUUGUCGAGUGGGUAGCCAGGAAUGAUUGAAGAAGGAGAGAGAAAGCGAAAGGAAGCCCAAGGUGCAGGUUGGAUGGCAGCACUGCCCCCUGGGCCGAUUCGUCCGGCCCAGAGAUGCCAGCACCGCCCGCCUGCCCGCCCUCCGCAGCUCAGUCCCUGUGACCUGCUCCUUAGAGAGGAGUUCAUGUUUUGACCCGGCUCCAGUCACGUGGGCAGAGUGACUGUCAGCACCAGUCCGCGCGCUUCGCGGCGCAGACACUGACCCGGGUGGCUCCGCGUGGCGCAAGACUUUGGGGCGUGGCCACCCGAGCAGCCGGCCGUGGGCUCGGGCAGCCUGACGUCACACCGCACCCCGAGGUAUUUACCUUCGAAAAGUGGUGGCGGCUGCAGGUACCGGAGUAGUGGAGCGGCCGGGGCGGGGGCUAGGUGUACUGGGGUUCACCGCCAACCCUAACCCGGUCCAAGGCAAAGGAAUGCCCUGCCUCUGAUGCCCUCUUCCCACACCCCACAGACGAGUCCAAAACUCUUCCCCAUAGGAUUAACCCUCUCCCACUUCGAUCCUUGAUUUAAUUCAAUCCCUACCUUUGAGAGUUUGAGCCUCAGAUUUGGAGCCCCAAAUACUAUCUCCCUCCUGACGACUCACUUUUAACCCUAAUCACCCACUUUCAAGUCUGGCCCCCAUUCUCAUCCUGAACUCGCAUCCUCAGCCCUGAAAACUCCUUUCUGGCUCCCAACAUCCAUCCAUAGAUUCCACCCUAAGGGACCCCUCCAACCCACACCGUCCCCGGUGCUUCUCCCUCACCAUACAUCCCUUCUGCUCAGUCUGGCCCAGGCCCUGUGCCCCUGAAGACAUGGAGUUUGUGUCUGGAUACCGGGAUGAAUUCCUUGAUUUUGCUGCCCUCCUCUUUGGCUGGUUCCGCAAGUUCGUGGCAGAGCGCGGGGCUGUAGGAACCAGCCUUGAGGGUCGCUGGCGGCAGCUGGAGGCUCAGAUCAGAAGGUUGCCUCAGGACCCGGCCCUUUGGGUGCUCCACGUCUUGCCCAACCGCAGUGUGGGCAUCAGCCUGGGGCAAGGGGCAGAGCCAGGCCCUGGACCAGGCCUGGGUGCUGCCCGGCUGCUGGGAGAUGAGCCCCCCCUCCACCUGCGAGACCUAAGUCCCUACGUCAGCUUUGUCAGCCUGGAGGAAGGGGAAGAAGGAGAGGAGGAGGAGGAGGAGGAAGAAGAGAAUGGAGAGGAGGAGGGUGCCGGCACCAAAAAGGUAGAAACGGAGGAGGAUGGGGAGCCGGCCCCUGGCAGCAGGGAGCCCCCCCGGGAAGCCACCCCUCCAGGGGAGCCAGAGGAGGCCAAGCAGGAGGCUGGAGGUGGCGAGGAUGGCAAAGAAGACAGGGCAGAAGACGGGCCGGGGCCUGAGAGGAGGACGGGGCGGAGAGGUGAUGCUGCUCCCUUGCACCUUUCCUGCCUCUUACUGGUGACGGAUGAACAUGGCAUCAUCCUGGGCAUUGACCUGCUGAUGGAAGGAGCACAGGGGAGCACCGGCAGGGGCUCAGGGGCUGAGAACCUGGCUCCUCGAGCCUAUGCUCUCCUCUGCCAUAGCAUGGUCUGCCCCAUGGGCUCCGGAGACCCCCGAAAGCCCCGACAGCUUACUGUGGGAGAUGCCCAGCUGCAUUGGGAGCUGGAGAAUCUGGUCCCAAGGCUGGGAGUGAAGUUAGCCAAGACCCCGAUGCGGACAUGGGGUCCCCGGCCAGGCUUCACCUUUGCCUCCCUUCGGGCUCGAACCUGCCAUGUUUGUCAUAGGCACAGCUUUGAAGUGAAACUGACACCCUGCCCCCAGUGCGGUGCUGUCUUGUACUGUGGAGAGGCUUGUCUCCGUGCGGACUGGAAGCGAUGCCCAGAUGACGUAAGCCACCGAUUUUGGUGCCCAAGGCUUGCAGCCUUCAUGGAGCGGGCUGGAGAACUGGCAACCCUGCCUUUUACCUACACCGCAGAGGUGACCAGUGAAACCUUUAACAAGGAGGCCUUCCUGGCCUCCCGUGGCCUCACUCGUGGCUACUGGACCCAGUUCAGCAUGCUGAUUCCAGGCCCUGGCGCCCCCAGGCACCCAAGGGGCAGCACACCCUCCCUCAGCCUUCUUCUCCAUGGAGAUCCUUACCAGCCUCUCCAGGGGGAUGGGCCAGCUCUGAUGCCUCCAGUGCCCCCAGAUUCACCCAGGGGCCUCUUUGGCUCGUGGCAGGAUUACUACACGUGGCGGGGCCUCAGCUUGGACUCACCCAUGGCCGUGCUCCUCACCUACCCACUAACUGUGUACUACGUCAUCACCCACCUGGUGCCCCAGUCCUUCCCUGAGCUCAACAUCCAGAACAAACAGUCACUGAAAAUCCAUGUGGUGGAGGCCGGGAAGGAGUUUGACCUUGUCAUGGUGUUUUGGGAACUCUUGGUCUUGCUCCCCCAUGUGGCCCUGGAGCUGCAGUUUGUGGGUGACGGCCUGCCCCCCGAAAGUGACCAGCAGCACUUUACCCUGCAGAGGGAUGGCCCUGAAGUAUCUGUCCGCCCUGGUUCUGGCGUAUCAGCACGGCUCAGCUCUGGGACUAAGGAGAAGGGGGGCCGCAGAGACCUGCAGAUCAAGGUGUCUGCAAGGCCCUACCACCUGCUCCAGGGGCCCAAGCCUGACUUGGUCAUCGUCCCUCCGAGUGCCGGCCUUCUUCACCGAGAGCAGCGAGUAUGGCUGUGUGAUGGACGACCAGACCAUGGCGGUGGCCACAGGAGGGGGGACCAGCCCUCCACAGCCCAACCCUUUCCGCUCCCCCUUUCGCCUCAGAGCGGCAGACAAUUGCAUGCCCUGGUAAGGCCUUCGUACUCUCUGGCUGCUCAUCCUGAAAAGCCCACCUCAACCCUCGUCUCUAUGGUCCUGGGACCCUCCUGGCCCAGCCCUACCCUCUGCUUCCUCCGCCCGCACUCCUCACUUCCCCCACUGGAGGGUCUCGACAACGCCCACACACCCCUCUACAGAACCAGCUCACAAAAUCUCUCCAACCCCUGGUCCUCGACCCAGCAAAACAUAGCCCUGAUUACACCCUGGCUGGCCCACGGAGCCCUAAGCCUACCCGCCCCUCCCGGGAACGUAGAAUUUAUAACCCCAGCCCCUUGGAAUAGCCUAGCCUCUUGGCCCCGCCCCUGAUGGAGCCACGCCUCCUCAGGUACUGCAACGCUUUCAUCUUCCACUUGGUCUACAAGCCCUCGCAGGGAAGCGGGGCCCGCCCGGCGCCCGGGCCGGAGACUCCCGCCCCAACUCCUACAGCCCCUCCCGCCCCCGCCCGUAGGCGCCGAGGAG
Bubalus bubalis (water buffalo) is the source of this 3542-nucleotide messenger RNA. RefSeq names its product zinc finger MYND-type containing 15 (gene ZMYND15). The transcript has 11 exons. Gene Ontology annotation, molecular function: histone deacetylase binding. Gene Ontology annotation, biological process: spermatid development; negative regulation of DNA-templated transcription. The record is from RefSeq and is a predicted model, not a curated record. NCBI's taxonomy places the organism in Eukaryota, Metazoa, Chordata, Mammalia, Artiodactyla, Bovidae. The coding region runs from base 1068 to 3389 and encodes 773 amino acids.